AUGCUCCCAGCUGCAGCCCUGCAGUCGAAGGCCAAGUUCAAGGAGCUCAGGCAGGAGCAUUUGGACCUUAGCUCCAACAUGGCUUGCUCCCUGCAUUCCCGCUGGCCCGCGGGUGGCGGCCCUGAGUUUGUUGUCGUGGGCAAGUGCAUUCUCUUCAACAAGACAGGUCUGCCGCUGGUGGUGCGCGAAAGUGACGCUGCAGCACCUGUUGGGGGCUUGGCACCUGGGAAGGUGGCAGUGCUUCGAGCAGAGGUCGAAGUUCGCGCCGGCGUAGGCAAAGUGAAGGCCUGCGAUGCAACCCCUGGGAAGAUGACACUUCCAACCUGCACAGAAACCCUGGGCUUGCGCGUCACAGCGGCAGCGCAUGAGACGAGCAAGAUCUUCAACUGGAUUGAGCACCAGGUCACGCUGAAGGACGGUUCGCUGCGCCUUGGCUUUGCAAACGGCGCCACUCCUUGUGCCGUCUGGCCUUUGAGCACCCACAGCACCGUGUCUGCCACGGAGCCAACCCUGGCCGCUGGGGAGAAGGACUGCUUUACCGUCGAAGAUCCGGGCCGUGGUCAGCGGCUGCUCCUCCGCGCGCCCAGCCGCAAAGCACAGGGCGAAUGGAUCUUCCACAUUCGCGAGACUGUGGCGGCACUGAAAGCGGAGGACAUCAGUGGGCCGGACGGUUCAGCCUUGCACGUGACAAGUAGAGAUUCGAUCGUGGUGGUUGAAGCCGUGAGCGCUGCUAGCUGGCUGAGAUCGCGGGAGGAUGAGGCGAGCAUCGCUGCGGGCUGGGAUGAUUCUCACGGGGAGGGCUUGUUCAACGCCUGGUGUUCCGACGGCAUCCCUGUGCAAGUUCCCGGUUCAGGCGAGUUCAUCAUCACUGCCGGCACUCCCCAAGCGCCGCUCGCAAUGUUCCUCGGAGUGCAGGUUCAUCCGCUGAUGGGCUUGUUUACACAGAGCAAGGGCGUCACGGUGACGCCUCGCUUCGUCAUCCGCAACGCCUCUGCAAGCUACGUCCAGGUGUUGCCAGCCCUCCUGCCACCGAAUGAAGAGAACUGGCCUCAAGUGCCCUCGCGGAGUGCUGCCAUUGUCGAGGAGCACGCAGGAAGAAUGCUCUCCAUCACGGACUUCAUCGCACAGGAUGAAGAAAAGGAGGCGAUGUGGGUGCCGCCGGGGGCCAGCCUGGCUUUGUUCCACUUUCCCACGCGCUGCCAGGCAUCGGAGCUGAGAAAGGGUGCCAAGGCCGUAGCUCUCCGUUUGCCCGGGCCACCCUUGCUUGAGAUGAUCUCAGUCAAGUACAAACUCCCGCUGCAACUCGACCGCGUGUCGACUGGAGGAUUCCUUCCAUACAGGGACAAGCUUGUGCAACUGGGGCGAUUGCCGCAAAGUCUGCGGAUUCUCGCGAAGGAGGGCCGGCUGCUGUGCUUGCGCGGAGAGUACUUGAAGGAUUUCGAGUCGGGGCAAGUUGUACUCAGCCGGCCCGCGGAGAUUUGGAUUGGUCUGCCAAAAACAGACACCGUGGAGCCCGCCUCGUGGCUGCUGACGGACUGGACAAAGGCAGAGGUGGUUGACCUGCGGAGGCGACAGCGCUCCGAAGUCUCCUUGCAGCUCUAUACCCGCCACGUGGAGGCUGGUGUCUUGAACCUGAACGGCGCUGGCGUUGGCUGUGUCGUGUUCCUGGCCCGCAGCAAGAGCGAGGAUCCUGGCGUCGAGAUGGCUGCACUCGGAGAGGCAGCGGGCCUCCCGUGGAGCCGCUGGCUUAGCCUGAACUCCACCUGCGAGUCGGUGAUUUCCCUGCGAUCCGGGACUGAUGCAGACGAGCCCUCGGUGCGCUGGGCGCGGAAAAGCCGCAAAGCCAUGCAGCCUGUGUCGAUCCCGUUCGACGACAGCUGGCCAGACACCCUCCGCGACGCCUGCAGUGUGGCCGGCACUGUCGUCCGAGACGCCCAAGGACGUAGCCUGCCACAGGAUGCUCCUGGCCAGCUACAGAGGAAUCCGGGAAAAGCGCAGUUCCCGCUGAGCGUCGAGGCUGGAGGCGACGCUGGUUUCACCGGUGAGGGCCAGGGCGCCGGCUACCGUCAACCUGGGCAGGACUUGGCGGAGGCCGCGGAUCUCUCCAGGGCUGCCUCAAGGAUGGUGGCAAGGUUCGCAGGCACGCCCAUUCAGGCCUUCAUCACAACUGACGAGAAAGGGAGCACGGUUGAUUUCGGACUGCUCAGUGGAGAUAGGCUUUUCAGCCUCCGACAACCUCUGGCCUCGGAUGCCAUGCUGAAGGACCUGGAAGUCGCCGUGGCGAGUGCGCUGGGCCUGCGAUUGAACAUAGUCAGUGCCUUUUCCCAGCGUGACCCUUCCAAUCCGAUCGAGAAGUCUUGCGAUCUGAAGGAGUACAACGGCGAGUCGCUUGUGCUGACAUUCUACGAUGACUUCGGAGAUUGCCGCAGGUUUCUGAAAGCCAUGACAGCCGAAGCCUUCAAUCCAAGAUCGGAAGGCUUCCAUGUUAAGUGGACUUUGAAGGCUUUUGCGCGCAAGCCCGAGGUCAGAGCUGGUGAGGUGCUAGAUCUUCUGCAGUCAGACAAACACGGCCCAGAGGUGCCCGAAGGCAUGGUCAGGGAGUUCAUGCAGAUCUUUGGGCGUCUCACUUCGAUGGCAGAGAAGUGGAACCACUUCCACCUUGAACUUCUCCAAAACUUCGAUCCUGGGACAAAGACCCUGAAGCAUCACCUGUGCCAGCACUGGCUGCAGCUAGCAAAGGACUCCGUCACGCAAAAGGUGCCUCCAAGGCCUCCUCCUGUCAUACUCCUGUGCUGGAAUGAGCGCGCAGCCGUUAGAGGGAUGGAUUUGUUCACUGUCGACGGCAGCUUUCCGGAGAUGUUCCCUCGAAACUUGCAAAACUCGCUGAGGUUGAGUGACGUUGACGGCAGGAGUCAGCGUUCCAUGCUUAUGAUUGCAUCCUUGAACGCUGACUGGUUCACCGGCCUGCCAUGGAAAGAGUUGUGUGCGCCGCACCCCAUCAACAAAUCGAGACUUGGGCAGUGGGCGGAGAAAUGCGAAGAGGCCGUCAAGAAAGAUAAAGAGAUGAAGCAAGGUGAGCCAUUGGAACGAGAUGAUGUCGUGAGGAUGAUGCAUGUGCAGCUGCGGUUGUCUUGCAGGUUCCGCGUCGUGGAAGUUGAGGGAGAGCUGCACAUGCCUUUGCUCCGGUGUGCGGCGGCGCUGCUGCAGUGGCACUUGAAGGAAGUCACUCAAGGGGUCGGAGGCCUUGAACUUGAGCAUGUGUUAAAAGGUCUUCUUGCAGAUGCAAAGAAAGAGGUGCAGCCCGGCAUGAGAGGGGUGCUGAUACUGGUUUGGCUCUCCUCGAGCCAUGCGCCGGAUGAUCUCAAGCUAUGCUGGAGCCAGAAUUCCGUCCGCUUCAUCCUCUGCUACCCGGAGGGAGCGAAGCGGCAGCGACUGUCGACCCACUAUCCGGAAUGGACCUUUGCAAGACAGUGGCUCAGCCUGGCAAGGGGUUCCAGCGCGAGAACUGUGAAUUUCCUCCGCUGCUCUGUGCAGGUCUUGAACAGCACAGCCUUCAUGAUGCUCAGUGACGAGCCACCACCAUACCGUGUGGAGAACUGGUCGCCCACGCGGACCCUGGCGGUGACCUUCCGAGGAGUCAGACCUUGCCAAAACUUCUUCAGCUGGUCACGCUUGACGCCCUUGACGUGGUGUGCUUUCGAUUGGCCGGUUCGUUCCAAAGCGGAUCGAGAUCGCCGACUGGUGCUGCAGGACCUCGUGACGCACCGGAAGGAGAUGUACGAGGUGCACAAGGGUAAGUCUAUCUCUGAGACCUAA
Symbiodinium sp. CCMP2456 is the source of this 3816-nucleotide messenger RNA. The record is from the annotation of a GenBank genome assembly. NCBI's taxonomy places the organism in Eukaryota, Dinophyceae, Suessiales, Symbiodiniaceae.